Molecule: messenger RNA, 372 nt
Organism: Aspergillus ochraceoroseus IBT 24754
Lineage: Eukaryota; Fungi; Ascomycota; Eurotiomycetes; Eurotiales; Aspergillaceae
Exons: 1
Coding region: 1-372 (123 amino acids)
Source: RefSeq, a predicted model, not a curated record
AUGACCGAGAAAACCGCCGCGCAAACAGGUACCAACCCUGACCAGCGUUUGGGCAAUGGGAUGGUAGAGCAAUCGUCUUUGAACACCAUGCCCGAGGGGACAACAGGGAGCAAAAGCGAUCCUAACGUGAAAGACAUGAUGACGCAAGGCUCGCCGCCCUCGAAGAUUGAGAGUACUUCAGUGGGGGCCCGCACGAGUCCGAAGAAACGUCGCAAGGUCAAUCAUGGUAAGCAACACCCUGUUCAUACCGUGCAUUGUAUUGGCGUUGUAGUAGCGGUUCCCUACAUCUCAUCUCUACAAUAUGGCGUCUGGACCACGUUGCUAACCUGUGUGCCACGCUUGCAGCAUGCGUCUACUGUCGGCGAUCGGUGA